This is a messenger RNA of Xiphophorus hellerii (green swordtail), 5416 nucleotides long. RefSeq names its product adenylate cyclase type 8. Gene Ontology annotation, cellular component: plasma membrane. NCBI's taxonomy places the organism in Eukaryota, Metazoa, Chordata, Actinopteri, Cyprinodontiformes, Poeciliidae. Bases 1156 to 4722 code for a protein of 1188 amino acids. The transcript is spliced from 20 exons. The record is from RefSeq and is a predicted model, not a curated record. Gene Ontology annotation, molecular function: adenylate cyclase activity. Gene Ontology annotation, biological process: adenylate cyclase-activating G protein-coupled receptor signaling pathway; cAMP biosynthetic process; intracellular signal transduction.
UGUUCAUCAGGGCUGCAAAGCUCCACUUUAAAUCCUAUUGCUUUGUUCAGUUGCACAUGAACAGAAAUGUUGAAAACACUAAAUGUUGAAGACAUUUCGGUUCCUUUUCCGAUUUGCGGAAUUAUUGUAUUAUUUUAUCACCAAGACCCUGGCAUAAUUCCAGGUGGAUGUUUGACUGCUAUGCUUGUGAGAUAUUAUUCAGAUUAACAUGCUUUAUCUGUCCCAGACAAGUUCUAAUUUAAAAAUAGUUUGUCUUUUUUAUCAUUAUCUUGAACCAAAAAUCAAAAUCAAUGCCUGAUUUUCAUUGCUUAAUUUUAAGUAAAUUUUUAUUAUUGUGAGCAUGGGGUAAUUGUCCUGUGGCAAGACCAAGUUUUAAUCAAAUGGCUAUUGAUUUGAGGUGAUAUUGAAACAUUUGGAGGUAGUCCUUCAUUUAAAUUUUUCCACCUAGACUGUGCAAUGCACAGUUGAAGGGUUGGUGCUUCCAUCACCAUGCUUGACAGUUGGUAAAGUAUUCUUAGGCAUAAAUGUCUAAAUAGACACAAGGAACCUUCAGAAUACAUCCAGUAAAUUUUGAAUUUGUGCACAUUGUUGAUAUUUUGAAGAAUGAAUCAACACAAAUUGUAUGUUGAAUAAUUGUUCCAUCCCAGAAAAACAGUUGUUCAAAUGCACCAUUAAAAGCCCACUGAGCAGAACUUUGCACAAGCUAAAGACAUGAACAACACAGUUUAUAUUAGAUUAGGAACAUUAUGCUAUCUGUGAAACAUGGGUUUGCUGUAUGAGGUCCAGGACAGAUUAUCAUUGAUGGAACCUGGAUGUACCGGUAUUUGGAUAAUGCUUAGAUAUCAACAAACAGCUAUAGAACUUGGACGAGUGCUGAAUGGUUAAGAGCAAAGACAAUUCUGCUCAAUAGUCAAGUCUAAGUACUGACCCGACUCCAAUUAGAAAGGUUAAGCGAGAGUCUGAGUUGAAGAGUAUACGAAUAACAUUAGUGUCUCAAAAAACACUUUAGCAUCCUGGAAAAAAGCUUCUCUGCACAUAGGAACUGGUAAAAAUGACAAGAUCUACUUCUUGUCAAUCUUCUGAUUGCCACUGUUUCUCCUUUCCUCUGGUACACCUCAAGUCUGCAGCUUCCUCCUGAUCUAAGCCCAAGGGGUGAUGCCAGCUGAGGUCACCAUGGUGACCUUUGCUGACACCAGGCAGGUCUCUCCAAUGGAGCUUCAUGAACCUCCAUGUCUGAGUGCCACGCUGUCUCCUGGGCUCAGGCGGAAAAAGAUGCUGUGGCAGAACGCAGUGAAACACAUCAUUACCCAACAAGAGCUCAGCUCUCAGGUGGGUAUGGAACCAGCUCGCAAAAUCUUUGUGACUGAUACCUACAUAGAUGAGAUCAACAAACAAAUCCGCAGCAAGGCCUCCCGUGGAGUCACAAAACGCCGCUCCUCCACAUUCAGAGUCCAUAGUCGAACCUCCACCAGCACGCAUGGCAGCAUCAGGGUUCCAACGCAGCACUACACCAGCGACGCUGACUUCUUCGUGCACUGGUGUAACACUGUUCACAGCGUUUACGUACCCAUGCUGGGGCACACCUUCAAAUCCCACGAUCUGGAGAAACUCUACCAGCAAUACUCCUCUCACCAGAGGAGGAACUCUCUAGCCAUCACCAAUGUAAUCGAUGCUGUGACUAAGCUCCACAUGUUGGUUUUGUAUCUGUCACUGGCCCCGGAUGCUGUUACGGAUCGUUUGCGUGGCUAUUUGACUGGCAUCUUCAUGGUGCUAGCUAUAGCUCUUUGCGUACUAGUAUUAACCUGCAAAGACUCCAUGUCCCCACAGUGGCUCCAUUAUGCUGGCUUUGCAAGUUGGCUGUCACAGACCACACAGAUCCUAGGGGGCCUGGCUUAUGGACUAGAAAAAGACCCAUCAUGGUAUAUUUUGUUCACACUGUUUGCAACAUACACACUGCUGCCAUUACCUCUGCUGUGGGCAAUGUGUGCUGGCUUCCUCACCCCAAUACUGCACAUUUUGAUGGAGAUAUGGUUCCACUACAAUGAUGCUUUGCUUUUGAAUAAGGUGUUUGCCAAAGGCCUGCUGUACAUGGGCAUGAACACAGCUGGCUUGUUCAUCCACUAUCUGACAGACCACGCCCAGCGACAGGUUUUUCUGGAGACGCGGCGCUGCAUUGAGGGUCGCCUCAAACUUGAGCAAGAGAACCAAAGACAGGAGCGACUGGUCCUGUCAAUCCUCCCUCGUUUUGUUGCUUUAGAAAUGAUCGCUGACAUGAGCUCCCUGGAGAACGAACUCAACCCCCACGAGUUUUAUAAGAUCUACAUCCACCAGUAUAAAGAUGUCAGCAUCCUUUUUGCAGACAUUAAGGGCUUCACCCAGUUGUCUAUAAACCUGUCAGCCCAGGAAAUGGUUCUAACCCUUAAUGAGCUCUUUGGACGCUUUGACCGACUAGCUGAGGAGCAUCACUGUUUGCGGAUAAAGAUACUGGGAGACUGUUACUAUUGUGUUUCGGGGGUACCGGAGCCGCAGCUUGCUCAUGCACGUUACUGCGUAGAAAUGGGCCUGGCUAUGAUCAGCACAAUACGACUCGUCCAGAAGCAGCUGAACAUUGACUUGGACAUGAGGAUCGGUAUCCAUUCCGGCUCCAUUCUCUGUGGGGUGCUGGGCUUGCAGAAAUGGCAGUUUGAUGUCUGGUCCUGGGAUGUGAGCAUCGCCAACAAACUGGAAGCAGGAGGAAUACCUGGACGUAUCCACAUCUCCAGGGCUACCCUGGAUUGCCUGGGAACUACAUACAAGACGGAAGACGGUCAUGGCCGUGACAGGAAUGAGUUUCUGCGAAAACACAACAUCGACACCUUCUUUAUUUGUCCUCAAGAAGGCAGGAAUCAAGACGGCCAUCCUGAGCCCAUAAAAGUCCAGAAGAGAAUUCGGACCUGGAAUCCAGAGAUCCCUUUUGGUCAUGCUAUCGAUAUGAACUGCAUUCUGGCCUCGUUCACCAACGGCUCUCUGCCCAGUUUAUGGCAGUGCACCUCCAGAGAGAUAAACAAACGGAUCAAACACGCUAUCGAGGUUCGAAGCAGUGAGCGCAUGCGCAAGGAGCACAUCACUGCUCUGACCCUGGUGUUCAAAGACACACACAUAGAGAACAAGUUCUCCCAGAUCAGAGAUGAAAUGUUUAACUCCAACAUGGUCUGCUCCUUCAUCGUGCUCCUCUUCCUCAUGGCUACCCAGGCCGUCAUCCCUACUCCCAGACUGUUCCCCGCUGUCCUCCAGUUUUUCCUCUUUCUUCUUGCCUACUGGCUACUGCUGCUGGUUGCCCUCGCCGAGGAGUUCAAGUGGACUCCAGUUGCUUUGCAGAAGUUCUGCUGCUGGAUCCACGAAAACAACAGUGCCCGAAACCUCCUCACUCUCACAGCCAUCAUCACCAACUUUAGCUUGGCUUCGACUGACUUGGUGUGGUGUGUCCUAACAGCUUCUGAAGAAGCUGACAUAAUGGAGAAGAAGAGCCCAGGCUCACAUUCAGUCUCCAUCUGCGUUUAUCCUGAGAUCUUCGUGCUGAGUGGCGUGGUCGCCAUGGUGACAUGUGCCGUGUUUCUGCGCUUGAACUCCCUGCUGAAGCUGGCGGUGCUGCUGAUGGUGGUGAUGGUGUACUCCUACCUCAUACACCUCGCCUUUGUCACGCUCACACGUAGCGACGUCCAGCACAGGUCCCACUAUAUCAGGAGAAAAUGGAUUUCCAUUCUUCUCAUGGCGACGUUUAUUGUAGCAGUCUUCUACAACGGGCGGCAGUGGGAGGCCACUGCCAGACUGGACUUCUUGUGGCGUCUGCAGGCUCAGCAGGAGGUGGAGGACAUGAGGGAGCUGCGAGAACACAACGAGUGUUUGUUGCACAACAUCCUGCCCUUGCAUGUCGCACAGCAUUUUCUGGAGCGCAGCAGACAUGAUGAGGACCUUUAUUCCCAGUCCUAUGAUGAAGUGGGUGUUAUGUUUGCUUCUGUUGCUGGGUUUAAUGAGUACUUUGAGCAAAAGGAGGUCAAACAUGAAGGAGUGGACUGUCUCCGACUGCUGAACGAGAUUAUAGCCGGCUUCGAUGAGCUAUUGGAGGAAUCUUAUUUCCACUACGUGGAGAAGAUCAAGACAAUUGGAAGCUGUUACAUGGCAGCAUCUGGUUUAGCUCCAAACAAACAGGGAUCAUUGAAUGAGUGGAAUCACUUGAGUGAGCUGGUUUUGUUUGCUUUGGCGAUGCAGGAGAUUUUAAGAGAGAUAAACAACCACUCUGCCCAAAGUUUUGAGCUGCGUGUGGGUAUUGCCCAUGGACCGGUGAUUGCAGGUGUGAUCGGUGCCAGCAAACCCCAGUAUGAUAUCUGGGGAUCGACAGUGAACUUGGCCAGUCGCAUGGACAGCACAGGUGUGAGCGGACGCAUCCAGGUUCCUGAGGCCACCCGCAAGAUCUUGGCAGAAUGGGGAUUCGUUCUUAAACUUCGAGGAGAGAUAUUUAUUAAGGGGGUAAGUGAAUGCCAGGGGAAAGUUCGUACAUAUUUCAUAAGCACCAUGCGCAGUAAGAGGGGCAGAGUUGGAGGAGAGAAGUGUUCAGGGGGCCGAGCGGGAGGUCGCAUGACCCUGGCCGGAGUGGUGCACGGCCUCGUCCAGGCCAGGCACAAGGAGAAGAUGAGAGAAGCCAAUGGGAACUUUGGUUUAACCCCCUGCAAACUGCACUGCUGAAUGCUGCAAGAAGUAAACCACAUGGUCUAAAAAUGGUGUUUCUCCUAGUUUACAGGAUAAAGUAAAAACUUGCCAAAAAAUCUUGUUCUGGUUUCUUCUGCGCUCCUCCGACUGGGAAAGUGCUUUGUGACUUCUUAAUCUAUGUGGGGAAGGUUCAGAAUGGUGUUUUCUGAACAUUGCUUUGAAAUUAACUUGAAGACAUCUUUUAUGCCAUUUUGUUUAGUUAAGGAAAAGCCAACGAUUCUUUGCUGGGACGAUAUUCUGGCUAGAUGACAGACUUUUGAACCAAAACACAGAAUACCUCAAUAAGACCAGCUCAAAUGGCCUAUUAAACUGUGAACAAAUGUUUUUACUUCAUUGUUGUUCACCUAUUUAGUACUGUUAACAGCUACAUUCUGUGUAUUCAUGUUAUUUCCUGUUUGGUUUCUCUCUUUUUUUGUCUUUGUAUGAAUUAAAAACUCAUGCAACUCUUCUCUUCUUGUAAAUCACAGUAAAAAGAAUGUAAUUUGUUUAAUUAACCAUAUAUUUUAUAUCAGAUCUGAUGCAGUAUGUGCUGGUUAUUUUGUGCUCUUAUUGUGCAGUCAUAAGUAAUAUACAGAUAUUUUUGUUUUUUUUAAACAGAAAAAAGUUUUAUUCAUUUUACAGACAUGCAUUGUAUUUUACAUUGCAUUGUAUUACCCUUUUUUUAUAACUU